CGAUUUGUGUGGCAAAGAAAUGAGAUAAGCCCUUCUUCUCACUUCCACACAAAAAAACUUCUCUCCUCUCAAAACUUGCAUCUUUUCAACAUCGUCAUCUCAAUUCCGAAACCAUCCUCAAAGUUCCAAUCUUUUUCUUCCAUUCCACCACCACCAGCCAUGGCCGCCGCCGUGAUCAUGGCCUCCUCAAAACCUCUCAUCUCACUCUCUUCUGGGCUCCCAACCAAACCCAAACUCCAAAUCUCCCAGCUUGCUCACCUCACAAAACUGCCCAAAAUCAACAAAACCCAAUUGGCAUCUCUCUCAUCCUCAACUCUCAAAUCAAUCUCUCUCCUUGCAGCCACCUCAUUCACCUUUGCACCGCCAUCUUUAGCAGCGGAGAUAGAAAAAGCUGCACUGUUUGACUUCAACUUAACACUCCCAAUAAUGAUGGCACAGUUCUUGAUCCUCAUGGUAGCUCUUGACAAGAUUUACUUCUCUCCACUUGGUAAAUUCAUGGAUGAGAGAGAUGCUGCUAUUAAAGAAAAGCUAAGCAGUGUUAAAGACACUUCAUCUGAGGUGAAGCAGCUGGAAGAGCAAGCUGCAGCAGUUAUGAGGGCUGCUAGGGCGGAGAUAGCGGCGGCGCUUAGCAAGAUGAAGAAAGAGACUCAAACUGAGUUGGAGGAAAGACUUGCUGCUGAAAAGAAGAAAAUAGAAGCUGAAUUGCAAGAGGCAUUAGGGAACUUGGAGAAACAGAAGGAAGAAACUAUCAAGUCACUUGAUUCUCAGAUUGCUGCCCUUAGCGACGAGAUUGUCAAGAAGGUUCUUCCUGCCCAAUAAUUUAGUUAUCUUUUUUCUUCUCCAAGGUGAUGUUUAUAUAUAUUUUCCAGUAUAUUGAAUGGGUAAUGUAAUGAUUAUAAAGAAAGAAUUUAAUUGUAACCACUUCUCUUAAUGGGUUUCUAUUUUCUUUUGCUUGUCAA
Messenger RNA from Ricinus communis (castor bean), 959 nucleotides. Its product is annotated as ATP synthase subunit b', chloroplastic. Lineage: Eukaryota; Viridiplantae; Streptophyta; Magnoliopsida; Malpighiales; Euphorbiaceae. Gene Ontology annotation, biological process: proton motive force-driven ATP synthesis. The record is from RefSeq and is a predicted model, not a curated record. The coding region runs from base 160 to 819 and encodes 219 amino acids. The transcript has a single exon. Gene Ontology annotation, molecular function: proton transmembrane transporter activity.